CUCAGGUUGAGCACCAAAUUAGGACAGGCAGAGCCAGAGAAGCCGGACGCUUCUUCCGGUGGUGCUCCCCUAUCCUCUCCGUCCGGGCUCCUCCUACCAGAAGCCCUGGGUCUCGGCUGGGCAGUGGGUCCCUGGAGAUCUCGGCUCUGAGCCCCGCCCUAGCCCCGGGCUGCUUCCUAGGGGACACCUCAGGCCUAGCAUUCCACCUGUUGGAGGUUCGUAGGUGGCUUUAGACCCCCACCCCCCGCAGGCCACUGUGGGCUGGCGGUGUCCCCGCCCUCGCGUCAACUGCAGGGGGCCCGCCCAUAGCCAGUUCCGGGGCGGUUGCUCUGAGAGCACUGAACUCCCCGCCCCCUCCUGCGGCCCGGGGCCUGUAGGAGGCCGUAGAGAGGAGGUAGGAGAGGCGGGGGCUGUGUUAGGGGCUCCCUAGAGGACGAGGACCCUGGAGGCGGGACUUGAGGCGACACACAGGUGGAGCCAGCCAUUAAGCAGUCCCACUUCUGUGCCAGGCACUGAACUGGGCACUUGGAGAGCAUCACCUCUUAAUCCUCAGAACAUUCCAGGGAGUUUUACAGGAUCCCAUCUUCUGGGCCAUGAGUGAGCUGAAGGACUGCCCAUUGCAAUUCCAUGAUUUCAAGUCUGUGGAUCACCUGAAGGUCUGUCCCCGGUACACGGCAGUGCUGGCUCGCUCCGAGGACGAUGGCAUUGGUAUUGAGGAGCUAGACACUCUGCAGCUGGAGCUUGAGACCUUGUUGUCCUCUGCAAGCCGACGGCUGCGUGUACUGGAAGCUGAAACCCAGAUCCUUACUGACUGGCAGGAUAAGAAAGGUGACCGACGAUUCCUGAAGCUGGGUCGAGACCAUGAGCUUGGUGCUCCCCCAAAACAUGGGAAGCCCAAGAAGCAGAAGCUGGAAGGGAAGGCAGGGCAUGGACCAGGCCCUGGCCCAGGACGACCCAAAUCCAAAAACGUUCAGCCCAAGAUCCAGGAAUAUGAAUUCACAGAUGACCCAAUCGAUGUGCCUCGGAUCCCCAAGAAUGACGCUCCCAACAGGUUCUGGGCCUCAGUGGAGCCCUACUGUGCCGAUAUAACCAGUGAGGAGGUACGAACACUAGAGGAGCUCCUGAAGCCUCCUGAAGAUGAAGCAGAGCAUUAUAAGAUUCCCCCACUGGGAAAACACUACUCCCAGCGCUGGGCCCAGGAGGAUCUGCUAGAGGAGCAGAAGGAUGGGGCUCGGGCAGCAGCUGUGGCUGACAAGAAGAAAGGCCUCAUGGGACCACUGACUGAACUGGACACAAAAGAUGUGGAUGCCCUGCUGAAGAAGUCUGAGGCCCAGCAUGAGCAGCCAGAAGACGGGUGUCCCUUUGGUGCCCUGACACAGCGCUUGCUGCAGGCCCUGGUGGAGGAGAAUAUUAUUUCCCCUAUGGAGGACUCUCCUAUUCCUGACAUGUCUGGAAAAGAAUCAGGGGCCGAUGGAGCAAGCACCUCUCCCCGAAAUCAGAACAAGCCCUUCAGUGUGCCCCACACCAAGUCCCUGGAGAGCCGCAUCAAGGAGGAGCUGAUUGCCCAGGGCCUCCUGGAGUCCGAGGAUCGGCCUGCUGAGGACUCAGAGGAUGAAGUCCUCGCUGAGCUGCGCAAACGGCAGGCUGAGCUGAAGGCACUCAGUGCACACAACCGCACCAAGAAGCAUGACCUGCUGAGGUUGGCAAAGGAGGAGGUGAGCCGGCAGGAGCUGAGGCAGCGGGUCCGCAUGGCAGACAAUGAGGUUAUGGAUGCCUUUCGCAAGAUCAUGGCUGCCCGGCAGAAGAAGCGCACCCCUACAAAAAAGGAAAAGGACCAGGCCUGGAAGACCCUGAAAGAGCGGGAGAGCAUCCUGAAACUCCUGGACGGGUAGCUUCACCUGCUGCUGGCCACCUCCCUGGCCUGUCAGAAGCCCACUUCCUUUGAAGCUUUGGCUGGGGGCUGCCCAUCAAAUGACAACAAUCUCAGGCCACCCAGCUGAGCUUUGUGCAGCCAGCAGGCAAGGCCUUCCUGUGCUGACUGGACCUAGCAUCUGCCUGGUGCCCCAGAUGAGCAGGUGUAUUCCUGGCUGUCCCCUUUCCUUCCUACCAUCUCCUCAACACCUUUCCCUCAAGGAUUUCUUCCUUGUGGUUUUGUAAAGUACAAACUUAAGAAUAAAGUAACUGCUGUCUUUUUUAAAAAAUUA
Molecule: messenger RNA, 2204 nt
Organism: Phodopus roborovskii (desert hamster)
Lineage: Eukaryota; Metazoa; Chordata; Mammalia; Rodentia; Cricetidae
Gene: Tada3
Product: transcriptional adaptor 3
Exons: 9
Coding region: 594-1892 (432 amino acids)
Biological process (GO): regulation of transcription by RNA polymerase II
Cellular component (GO): SAGA complex
Molecular function (GO): transcription coactivator activity
Source: RefSeq, a predicted model, not a curated record